Molecule: messenger RNA, 2484 nt
Organism: Peniophora sp. CBMAI 1063
Lineage: Eukaryota; Fungi; Basidiomycota; Agaricomycetes; Russulales; Peniophoraceae
Source: the annotation of a GenBank genome assembly
AUGCUGCCCUCGGGCGUCAGAUUCGGCGCGCUCGUUAUCGCUUUCGCGGUAAGCGUAAGCGCGCAGCCGUCGCCAGAAGUGCAGAAGCGCAUUGCGGCGGCGAUUGCGGCAACGAACUCCACCAAUGGCACCAUUGACUACACCGAGUUUGUCAACCCCUUCAUCGGUACCGAUACUUUCUUUUAUGGAGAUGUUUGCCCUGGUGCAUCCGUCCCAUUCGGCAUGGUGAAGGUCACCACAGACAUGACAGGCUAUGCACCUGCAGGCUACGUCGCCGACGCCACUCAGUUCAUCCGCGGUCUCUCCCCGCUGCACGACUCCGGGACAGGCUCAUCACUAGGAACAUACGGCAACUUCGAAAUCAUGCCACAGAUCGGAUGUGACUUCUUCAGCUGCCCAACGCGGUACGAAGAUAGGCUGAGACUCCGCAAGAACAACACGGACGAUGCUUCACCUGGAUACUUCUCUCUCACGCUCAACAACAGCAUCAAGAUGGAGGCGACAUCAACACGCCGCGCCGCCCUUGAACGUUUCACCUUUCCUUCUGGCAGUACACCGUUCUUCGUGCUCGAUCUCUCCAACGACCUGCCAAACACGUUCAAGGGUGGGUCCAUGGACAUUGACGGGGAUAAUGGUCGCAUCACGAUCGGCGGAUACUGGGGUUCCAGCUUUGGUCCAGGAUCAUACAGCUACAAGGCAUUUGCAUGCUACGAUCUGCUGAAUGGUGGCUCGCAGACUCUCGAUGAGUACGGUCUCUGGUCCGGUAACGCUUACGGCCUUAACGCGCGUCAGCUCGGCGCCACGCAUAUCAACUUGACCCAAUCACUCAUCGGCGAUACCUAUGAAUACGGCGCAAUCUUCUCGUACUCGGGCAAACCCGAGGAGGUCACCAUCCGUGUCGGCGUAUCUUUCGUGAGCGCUGAUCAGGCGUGCUCAAAUGCCGAGGAGGAGAUAGGUGGUGCCAGCUUCGAGGAGGUGCAGGACGCGAGCAAGGCCCUCUGGAACGAUCGCUUGAGUAGGAUCGAAAUCGAUGUCCCUAAUACACCGGAGAACGUUACGGAGAUGUUCUACUCCAGCCUGUACCGCUCGUCUCUGACACCGAACAACGCCACAGACGAGACGCAAGCCGAGUUCGCAGGAACCACAUCCUUCUACUUCGACUCUCUCUACUGCUCCUGGGACACCUUCCGGACAUUCUACCCCCUUAUGACCCUCACGUCGCCGGAGACCUACGCGCAGAUUGUCGAUAGCUACCUUGAUGCGUGGCGCAAGCGCGGAUGGAUGCCCGAGUGCCGUUCAAACAACUUGCCAGGAUGGACACAAGGCGGAAGCAGUGGCGAUGUGAUCGUGGGCCACUUUGCGAUCAACUACCACGACGAGGCAAGCGAGCUGGGUAUCAGUCUGAACGACAUCUUCGGAGCGCAGCUUGCGGAUGGAGAGCUUAACCCGCCGGAGUGGAACAUUCAGGGGCGAGAGGUGAACGUGUACAAGGAGUACGGAUACGUCCCAUUCGAUGUUCUGGACGCGAGCAGCACUGGACGUCAGACUCGCGAGGGUAGCCGCACUCUUGAAUACGCGUUCGAAGACUUUGCCAUCCGACAGGUUGCUCUGCUACUGAACGAGUCAAGCUACCUCACAGACUACACGAACCGGUCUUUGUGGUAUCGCAACGUUUGGGACCCAUCAGUUGAGAGCGACGGUUUCAAGGGCUUCAUGCAGAAGCGCCGACCGGACGGAUCUUUCGCGUUCCAGGACCCGGUGAACUGCAGUCCCAAGGACAACGACACCUCCCGAGAGUGCAGUCUGCAAGGGGACAACGUGAACGGCUUCUACGAGUCCAGUUCGUGGGAGUACUCCUGGUUUGCCCCCCACGAUACGGCAUACCUUAUCGAGCUCAUGGGCGGCAACGACACCUUCGUCGACCGAUUGAACCACUUCUUCGACGAGGGCUACUAUCUUGCCGGCAACGAGCCGUCUUUCCAAACGCCGAUUGGCUACCACUACGCAAAUCGACCGGCAGACAGUGUGUCACGCGUGCGCGAGGUUGUAUUCGAUAACUUUGGUAUCGAGGUCGAUGGACUCCCUGGGAACGACGAUCAGGCGGCUAUGGCCAGUCUCCUUUCCUUCCACCUGCUCGGGCUGUACCCAGUUCCGGGUACAUCCGAGCUCAUCGUUCUUUCGCCUUUCACGCCGAAGUACACCGUCCACAACCCGUACUUGAACGUCAGCACCACCGUUACCGUCACUAACUUCGACCCGAAGUCCAUCGCGGUGAAGAUACCGGAGGGUGCAUCGGCGUACGUGCAGAGCGUCAAGAUCAACAACGAGACGUUGCCAAGUGUAUGCUCCUUCGACUUCUACGACACCUUCCGUGUCGGGGCGGAUAUAGAGAUAGUCCUCACGAACGACAAAGACGCUGCUAACGACUGCGGUGCAACAGUACCUCAGAGCUUGUCUACGGGCGGCUUCUCCACACUCCGCUAA